Messenger RNA from Fusarium mangiferae, 1083 nucleotides. RefSeq names its product putative allantoicase. Gene Ontology annotation, molecular function: allantoicase activity. The transcript has 2 exons. NCBI's taxonomy places the organism in Eukaryota, Fungi, Ascomycota, Sordariomycetes, Hypocreales, Nectriaceae. The record is from RefSeq and is a predicted model, not a curated record. Gene Ontology annotation, biological process: allantoin catabolic process. Bases 1 to 1083 code for a protein of 360 amino acids.
AUGACUUCCAUUGCUGACGAAAUCGAAUACAAGCUCGACAAUGUCGAGGUCGCAACGGUUCGUCCAGACGAUAUUAACAAGACUUUCCGUUCAACCUGUAUUGAUCUUAUCUCCAGUGGUCUUGGUGGCCAAGUCCUUGGCUACUCUGACCAAUGGUUCUGCGAGGCGUCCAACUUGUUGAACCCCAGAGCUCCGAUUGCUCAGCCAGGUAAGAUGGUCUUCACAGGUGCUUGGUAUGAUGGUUGGGAGACUCGACGGCACAAUCAGGAGCCCUUCGACUACGCCAUAAUCAAGUUGGGCGUCGCCUCUGGCACGAUUGAAGGGGUCGAGAUCGAUACAGCCUUCUUCAACGGGAACCAUGCCCCUGCUAUCUCCGUCGAAGGUGUCUUCAGCCAAGAUGAUGCCAAGGUUGUUUCAUGGGGAGGAGAUCGAGGAGAAUGGGAGACCAUCCUUGGGAUCCAGGAGUGUGGUGCUUCUCAGCGAUUUGCCUGGAAGCUCAAGACUCCUAGCCAAAAGGCAUACACGCAUGUGAGGCUCAACAUGUACCCCGAUGGUGGUAUCGCACGAUUCCGUCUCUAUGGGCACGCCGUCCCUGUCUUUCCUGAAGACAAGGAUGCCAUCUUCGAUCUUGCUGCAGCUCAAAAUGGCGGUAUUGCUGUGUCGUGCAGCGACGAACACUUUGGAACCAAGGACAACCUUAUCAUCCCUGGCCGAGGAAAGGAUAUGGGCGACGGUUGGGAGACAAAGCGAUCACGAGGAAAAGACCAUACAGAUUUCGCCAUCAUCAAGCUCGGUGCCCCUGGAUACAUCGAGAAUUGGGUUGUCGACACUGCGCACUUUAGAGGCAACUAUCCUCAAAAGGUCUCAAUUGAAGGUUGUGAGUGGACAGGCCAUGGCGAUCCUGUCGCAGAUGCCACAGCCUGGAGAGUCUUUGUACCCCCCAGCAAAACAGGACCCGAUCAGGAGCAUGAGUUUGAGAGCGAAGAGAAGGAGAAGAAGGCUCUGGUGACCCACGUAAAGCUUAUCAUGAUUCCUGAUGGUGGAGUGAAGCGAUUGCGGGCAUUUGGCAAGCGAGCUGUCUAG